AUGACUCCGCCAUCAGUACCCUUCCUCUACAGGGCCUUCUUCCUAUACAUUGAGCCCAUAUCUGCACUGGCAGGGGCCUUCUACGCCGCAUUCAGGCAAGAUGAUUACCUCAAGGACCUCACUUUUAGUUCUCAGCUCACACACACUGUACUUCCCACACAAACGAACAUGGCACUCCUCCAGCUGGCCAACCUCUACCUGCUUUUUGCUCUAAACGAACACUUUGUUCUCUCAUCAACGACAUCCAUCGUGACUUGGAAGAAACUCUUGAUAGGGUUACUCGUAGCUGAUUUUGGACAUUUGAUAACAAUGGCACCGGCGGGAAUGGCGGUCUUUUGGAAAUUCUGGGAAUGGAAUGCUAUGAUGUGGGGAAGUGUAGGAUUUGUGUACGCUGGCGCUACAAUGAGGAUAUGCUUCCUCUCAGAUGUUGGGCUUGACCGUAUACCCAAGGGAAAGGGUAAAAGACAGUAA
Molecule: messenger RNA, 471 nt
Organism: Psilocybe cubensis
Lineage: Eukaryota; Fungi; Basidiomycota; Agaricomycetes; Agaricales; Agrocybaceae
Exons: 1
Coding region: 1-471 (156 amino acids)
Source: RefSeq, a predicted model, not a curated record